This is a messenger RNA of Trametes versicolor FP-101664 SS1, 492 nucleotides long. RefSeq lists its product as uncharacterized. The record is from RefSeq and is a predicted model, not a curated record. Lineage: Eukaryota; Fungi; Basidiomycota; Agaricomycetes; Polyporales; Polyporaceae. The annotation marks the transcript as partial. The transcript is spliced from 5 exons.
GCAGGCUUGAGAACUAUGCAAGACUCACGCGACUCUUGCGACUCUCCAGCGACGACGCAGCACUCCGACGGCGACGCCGGCACAACACAUCGGCACAACACAUCGGCAGCACGAUGUGGCUUUAUUCUCGUACCGCGACUACUUGGCAAUAUACGGAAGGGGGCUUAUGAUGCCACCUCUGCUCAGUCUUUGCAUGCGGACGUCUCCUCGUUCAACACUCCAUGCGACCGUCGACGGCUGCCAUGUCUGCAGAAGCACUUCCAACGAGGAGAGUGCAGCGCUGUGACGCCUUCGAUUGCAGGCGGGGUACGAGGUUCAAUGGAUAUGCCAGAGGAAACCCACGGGGACUGUUAGUCCAAGCACCAGUAGGUGGGGUUGGAGACGGGUGCCCGGGUGCCACUCGUGGGCGGCGGAGGCGGUGGGCGGGAGUGAUCCGGGCCAGAUAAUACGAGCCUUACUGCAUUAAAACGGUCUGAUUCAAUACAAUCCGCC